CACCAUUAAUGAAACGUUAUUAUUCCUAAAAAAACAUAUUUAUUUAGGGUUCAAAGUUAAUCCAAGUCAAGUAAAUACAUAUCGCUCACUUUGAAGUCUUGAAAGACAACGGAAAGAUGGGUACAUCGGCAAGUCACUUAGUAGAAGGCAUUACUACAACAACAAUUGAAGCAAAAUAAUGCCUAGUUUUCAUUGGUUCUGGUAGUUGAUAUCGUUGUGUGAUAAAACUGACUUGUUGAUGUGUCAUUCACACUUAGGGAUUGUUGGAUGCUUCAACACUAUUGGCUGUGAGGACCUGUCUGUAUAUCAAUGUGUUAACUAAUAUGAUAUCGCAAUUUAAUUGGUUGGAAUCUUUGCUUUUGUUUCGUUAUAUAACAAACGAUUGUUUAACAUUUAUGGGUUGAGGAAUUAUGGCUGAUGCUGGCGAGUCAUCUCGUGUGAUUUUGAUCCCGAUUGAUGGCAGUGAUCAUUGUGAUCGAGCAUUUCGUUGGUACUUGGAAAAUAUGAAACGUGACACUGACUGCAUAACAUUUGUACACGUAAUAGAGCCAGUUUAUAACACUCCAGCCAUUGGAAUGACAAUGGAAUCUCCUCCAAUACCUGACAUGACACGAGUUAUGGAAGAAAGCAUUGAACAAGGUAAAAAGCUUGGUCAGAAGUAUAUGCACGAAGCUAAAAGUCACAAGCUCAAUGCUAAGGCGUUUUUACAUGUUGAUACCAAACCUGGUAGCUCUCUGGUAAAAGCAAUUUCAGACCAUAAGGCAAACGUUAUUCUGAUGGGCAAUCGUGGUCUUGGAGCUAUUCGUCGUACAUUCUUGGGGAGUGUUAGCGAUUAUGUUCUUCACCAUGCUCAUAUUCCUGUAGUUAUCGUCCCACCUCAAGAGAAGCAGUAACUUUUUCUUCAAUUAUAAUAUCCAUUCUCCAUUUAAGAGUUAGAAACUAUUACUUUGUAAUGUAUCGUCUUUCAAUAUGAGAUUAUCGAUACUUUGAAUUUAGUUAAUUUAUACAUACUACCUGUGAUAUUUUAUAAACGACAAAUUAUAUUAAAACAAGAUACGUUGCUUAGUUACUGUCGAGUAUUUUGACAACUCUGUGUAUAAUGCACCAAUAAGAUUUACAUUUUUACUGAAAAUCAUAUGACAUAUUUAAUUUCAG
Messenger RNA from Schistosoma intercalatum, 1155 nucleotides. The record is from the annotation of a GenBank genome assembly. NCBI's taxonomy places the organism in Eukaryota, Metazoa, Platyhelminthes, Trematoda, Strigeidida, Schistosomatidae.